AUGCCGCCCAGGAUCCCCGCCCGCGCCCCGAGGCCUGCAGCGCCGCGCUGCCUGCACGCCCGCCCGUUCAGCGCGUCGCCGGCCGCGCUGGCCCUGGGCCCGCAGUCGCCCAACUACAUCGAAGUGCCCCAGCCGCUGCAGCCGACCUUCCCUCGCGCCCCCGACGUCAAGGGCCACCUGCCCGUCGCCCGCGAUGUCUUCGACACGCGCACUGCACAUCCCAAGGAGUCGCCCGAGUUCCUCAGCAAGACGGCCCGCGACCCCAAGGCCCGCAAGGUGCCCGGGCCCUACAGCCGCGACGCCGACGUGCGCCUGUACAAGCAGCGCCUGGCCGACGCGAGGCGCGGGGCGCUGAAGGACGGUGUGCAGGAGCUGCACGCGCGUAAGACUAAGGCGGACGCCCAGCACCUCGCCCGCAUCCAGGCCAGCGGCGCCCUGCGCACCCGCCUGGCCAUGGCGCCCCGCCGCAAGGUCGACGUGCUGACCGAGACCUCGGUGUCCCCGGGUGUGCGCGACUUCCUCGCCGACGCUCUGCCCACCGCCGAUAAGAACAUCGACGCCCGCCGCCGCGCAUACAACCGCCGGCAGGACGCCCAGCGCGCCGUGCGCGACUCGCGCCUGCACGACCUGUACACCAACGCCCGCACCUUCAUCGUCACCGAAGCCCAGCUGGACCAGGCCAUUGAAGACGCCUUUGGCACCGAGGAGGCCCCAAUUGGGUGGGAUACCCGCGGCAACGUCGGUCCGCGCGCCAGUGGCAACGAGGGUCUGUCGCCCUGGAACGGCCCCAUGCCCGAGGGCGUGGGCGACAUGAUGAGCAAGCUGCGCGGCGGCGAGGGUGUUGGUCUGGCCAAGGAGCGCAUGAGGAAGCUGGCCGAGGAGCUCACGGGAGGAAAGAUGUAG
Molecule: messenger RNA, 903 nt
Organism: Boeremia exigua
Lineage: Eukaryota; Fungi; Ascomycota; Dothideomycetes; Pleosporales; Didymellaceae
Exons: 1
Coding region: 1-903 (300 amino acids)
Source: RefSeq, a predicted model, not a curated record